Molecule: messenger RNA, 1014 nt
Organism: Botrytis byssoidea
Lineage: Eukaryota; Fungi; Ascomycota; Leotiomycetes; Helotiales; Sclerotiniaceae
Exons: 3
Coding region: 1-1014 (337 amino acids)
Source: RefSeq, a predicted model, not a curated record
AUGUCCAACUCUCCAAUUAAAUCAAAUCUCGUGCUCCUUGUCCCUGGGCUUCUCACUGCUAUUAGCCUUCGUUUGACGUGCAGGGCUCUGGGCGAGAAAGCUUAUUUCGACAGGGUCUUCUUGUCUGCCAAUUCACGAAACAUUGAAGUUGCAAGAGCAGUUGCUGACAACAAAAAGUUCCGCAAGGGGGUCAAAGAGAUCAUAUGGGAUGAUGCUCUACUUGCCCACGAUAUAGUGAGGCCUAUUGAAGCAAUUCAUAUGCUAGCAGAAUCUCCUCGGGCAGAAGAUGACCCAUCCACCUGGUUCAUACGAGCUUUCAAGGACAAUAUUGAGAAUUUAAGAGAUCUAAAAAGAGACAGAAAAAGGCCAAAGACGCGAGAGGUUUUGCCAUUUUUUGAAUCAUGGAGUUACUACGAGACACUUUUAGAGCAGUGGGAAAAAGUGCUAAGAUCUGGGGCUCAUAUUAAUGUAUUGACGUACGUCUUGGGGCGCUUUCGAUCACUACGAAGAAUUACUAUUACACCCGCCGCUCAUGACAGUUUGGAUCGACCGCUUUACGAAACGCCUAUGUUAAAACUUUCUCCAAAAGGUUUCAACUAUCCAAUCCCACGCGACUGGCCAUCUUCUGGGGCAUUUGGACUUUAUAUCUUGCCUCCAAGGACGAAUGACCGCCAUAUCUCAGAGCUAACCAUCGAUGUUAGAGAACUCGAAACAGGACUGAGUUGUCGUAUCUUUGACGAACCAUGUGAGGAGUAUGAUAAUCUUGUUCAUCUACUUCAACAGCCAGGCUUCCGCCGCAUAGAUCUCGCCCUACUUGAUGGUGAGCAGGAUCAUGUUGACGACUGGCCAAGUUACCGCGGUGGUUACUUGAAAAAGAUGUUCGAGGCAGCGCCCAACUUGGAGCAUGUUAGCCUCCGAAUAAUGGCUGAUUACGAUCAAAUUUAUCCCGAUUUCGAGGAAUAUUGCAUUCCACUUCAGACCAUCUUUCCCGUUGAUCGAUGGCAGAAGCUCUGA